Messenger RNA from Drosophila eugracilis, 3083 nucleotides. RefSeq names its product D-glucuronyl C5-epimerase B (gene Hsepi). The coding region runs from base 258 to 2186 and encodes 642 amino acids. The transcript has 3 exons. The record is from RefSeq and is a predicted model, not a curated record. Gene Ontology annotation, biological process: heparan sulfate proteoglycan biosynthetic process. Gene Ontology annotation, molecular function: heparosan-N-sulfate-glucuronate 5-epimerase activity. Gene Ontology annotation, cellular component: Golgi apparatus. Lineage: Eukaryota; Metazoa; Arthropoda; Insecta; Diptera; Drosophilidae.
GUCAUAUGUAAAAACAUUUGCUCAUCUGUAUUGUACUUACUGUUUUUCCGCAGUGUUUUUGUCUAGUUAGAGAGGAAAAUCUUACAAACUACUAGAAAUAUGCUCAGAUGCCUUCGUUGGAGUUGAAUGAAUAACAUUGGAUGGUCCAAAGCUAAAAUCACAGAGCUAAAGGCUCUGCUGGUGGAACUUUAACUAUAGAGAGGUAGUGAGAGAGCUCUGGUGCACCAUUAUCAAAUUGUCAGCCAUGCAUCUGCCAGAUGAAUGCUAUCUUAUAUUUAGAGCAUGACUCACCUGCCCUUAUUUGUAAGAAUCUGUUAGAGGGCCCGCCCACCAAUUUGAUGUCCACAUAUUCCAGCAGCCAGACAGAUGCCUUCGCUGUUCCCGUCCCUCCUCUAACCAGGGAAAAUCGGGAUCCACGAAAAUCACAGGUGUACAAGCAACGCGAGCCACUUGUCUUCUUCAUCAUGCGACUGAACCUGAAAGCCGUUCUGCUCAUUCUCACAGUGGCAGUGGUGGUUAUCACCCUAGGCGUCUACAUGCGCUGCGCUGCUUUCUCCUUCUCGCCAGACUUUGUGCGCCCAGUUGACCGGACGUCGAGACAAUCCUCUGGCGGAGGAGAGGUCACCGCGCUGCAGGAUAUCGAAUGCUCAAUUAAUCAGGAGUACAGUGUACACUGCAAGCGGGACGAAAACGCAAACGAGGUGUACGUUCCGUUCUCAUUCCUGCGGAAUUACUUCGACAUCAGCGGAGCAGUUUCCACCAGUGGCAGCGAGGUGGCCAAGUUCAACUGGGUGCACAGCACGGCCAAGGUAAACCUGCCAAGAGGCAAAUACGAUGCGCGUGGCGUCUUCAUGUACUUCGAGAACUACAAUGUGGAGGUACGCGACCGGGUAAAGUGCAUUAGCGCCGCUGAAGGUGUGCCGGUGAGUACGCAGUGGGAGAAGCGCGGCUACUUCUAUCCCACACAGAUUGCCCAGUUCGCGUUAUCACACUACAGUAAGAACCUAACGGAGCCGGCUCCCAGAGUUCGAGUCCUGGAGGAUGGUGAUGGAAACCAAAUGGAAUGGAGCACUCCCAAGACUAGCAACAUGUCCCGCAUCUGGCACCACAAGUUCAACACCAGCGUAGUCCAGUUUGAGACGGCGCCUGGCUAUGAAGGUGCUAUUAACAUUGCCCUCAAUCAGACGUUGGACCUGCUUCUCAGUGUUGACCUCUUACUUGUCACGAACACUAGUAGCCUCAUGGUCACCGUCCAGAACCGGGACACCCGGCACAGCUACAACCUUCACUACAUACCCGCCGACUUGCUUCUGAGCGUGCAGGACUCGAACAUAUACUACGGGCUGGGCGGAUCGGCGCUGAAUAAAUGGCGCCACAUUACCCGAGACUUGCACAUCGAUGUCCAAAAAGGAAUAGUCCUCGGAGACAAACGCUCACCGCUAAAGGUUCGACGCUCCGACCUGGAAGUCCUAUCGAUUGGCUUUCUGGGCCUUGGAUUUUACGACAACAUCACUUUGUCCACCAGUGACCAUCUGGCCCACUUUUACGACGCGGCAGAGUGGUUUGUUCAUAAUCAGGACCCUAAGACAGGUGGCUGGACAAAUCCUGUGCGUCGCAGCCUCAACGGCUUUGCCGAGCUACGACCGGGUUGGAUAUCGGCCAUGGGUCAAGGGCAUGCUAUCUCGGUGUUGGCCAGAGCAUACUGGCACUCUGGUGGCGAUGAACGCUACCUUCGGGCGGCUGCAGCCGGACUGCAGCCCUACAGGGUAUAUUCCAGGGACGGUGGAGUCCUGGCGCAAUUCAUGGACAAAUUUUACUGGUACGAGGAGUAUCCCACUACGCCGCCGUCUUAUGUGCUGAACGGGUUUAUCUAUUCUCUACUGGGACUCUAUGAUCUAAAUAGCACUGCGCCCGUAAAAAUCGCACGUGAGGCUGGGAAGCUUUUCGCGCAGGGCAUGUUUUCACUAAAGAAGAUGUUGCUGCUGUACGACACUGGCUCUGGAACUAGUUACGACCUUCGCCAUCUAAGCCUAGGCGUUGCUCCCAACCUAGCGCGCUGGGAUUACCAUGCGACGCACGUAAACCAGCUGCUCCUGCUGGCCACUAUCGACAGUGAUCCAUUGAUCGCACAGACCGCAGAGCGCUGGAAGGGCUACAUGUUUGGCCGGCGGGCUAAGCACAACUGAGAGCUAAGGAAACUGGCGGCAUAUCGCCGUCGAAAAAGUGAUAUUUUGUAGGGCUUACGUAUUGUGCUCAACCAUUCUAAAUGGUUGCACCUCGUCCCAUGCCCUUUCCACACCCUCACCCUCCUAACCCGGAAAUAAGUUAUUUUUUCUAUUGUGUUAUUUCCGCCUUAGUCUUUGUGCUAAAGUCCUAAUUUGGCUCGUCUAGCUAGACGCUUAGUGUUAAGCUAUUGUACCUCUACCUUCGAUUGCAUUAUCAGAUGUUGGCCUCGUUUUUACAAAUUUGUUGAUCCCCUAUUGAUAGCUUAAUUGUUUGGCGGAUUUUAGAUGCACGCGCACUCACUGGACAAUAUCUAGAAUUGAACAUUUAACACUUACUGUUUUAGUCAGACUUUUUUACUGUGCAAACUAAGUAGAGUUCGUUACUACACUUUCCUGUAUAAAGUAAUUUAGAGAGAUUAGCAUAAUAGUUGUAGAUUGUAGGUAGUAUCUGUUAGAUACAAAUGUAGACUCUUGUAUUUUGCCUCCCUUAUAGAGGUGAUAGUAGUGCUCCCACUCAAAUACUAACUGUCCCGAAUAACGAUGCACGAUGAUAACGACUUCUAUGUGGUAAGCCUGUAAUUUAAUUAAUUGUAGAAUAUGCCACUUGAGAAUAGUAUGUAUUUCUCGCCACUUAAACGAUGCCAUUCCAAACGUAAUUUUAUUUUAACUCCUAAGUUUUCGUUAUCGCUGAUAAGCUGUCAAUUAAGCAAGGAAUACAUGUACCAUUUUGAAUAUAACCACGGAUCCGUUUUAUAUGGCCCACUACUAAUCCCAAAACGAGACUGUUAACGAAAAUUAUUGAUUUUGAGUAUUAUGUUAAGUGAACCAAAUUAAAGUACUUAAUUUAUGUUCUUUGUA